AAAAUUGUAUUUGUUUCAUGUUUGUCGAUCGUAGUCAAUCGUCAUCAUCUUUUUACAAUUUACAUCUUUUUAGCCGUUUGUGAUCGUCAUGGCUCCCCGUCCCCGUGAAUCCCGUGAUAAAGAAGAGAGAGUACAACCUGUACAACGUAAUACUAAUGGAACUAAAACGUUGAAAAGUGUUAAAAAGACAGUCACAUCGACAGUAAAUACCGAAGUAGUUAAAUCUAUUAAAGAAACUAUACCUAAAACUCCAAACAAAAAUAAAGAGAAAGUUGCAGAACCGUCCAGUAUUAGCAAGCAUAGCAGUACCAAAAAAGCAUCCUGGAAACGCAGGCCCAAGGCAGCACACUCUGGUGUUCCUGUGCCUGACAAGGUUAAAAAGCUGCUGAUGAACAGCUAACGAACAACAACUUUUUCAGAUUAAACGUAUAGACCAAACAAUAACACACACAACACACCACAAAGACACUUGAGAUUGUUGAACUUACAAAAAAAAAAACUUUAAUUUUGAAUUAAUUUUUUUAUUAGAAAUUUGGCUUAAUUUACAUUACAAGCACUUUUGAAUCGUCAUGUCAUGUUUUAGCUUUAGAUUAGUCAGCGACAGCCAGACCUUCGUUUGUCAGCUCAUGCUCCUAUCAUAGGUAAGUAACGUAGCCAACUGUGGAAUUUGAACCGUGGUGGCCUUGGGAGAUAGCUGGUUUCAAGAAUCCAGACCAUCAGCUGUCUUAGUAUAAGGUGUAAUUUUUUUAUCUGCAUAAUAUGAGAAAUGAUAAUUCCAUCUCUUUGCUAGUGACCCUUGAAGUUUCAAAUUAUAUAGAAUUUUUCAAAGGGUUGCUGCAAAGCUAAGUGGCUGGCGACUGGGUAUAUAAUUUCUCAUAUUAUGCUGAGGAAAACAUAAAAAAAUUACACAUUAAACCUACCCAAAGCCACCACUUAUGGUAGGAGCAUGAGCUGACAAACUUUCAGCUUUUAUAAAAUGACAAAGGUCUAGGGUUUAUGGGCUCUUAGACUAUUAAUGGUGUAGGUGGAUGACCAAUUCUUUUACUCUUAUAAUAAUAUUCUAAUAUGAUGAAUUACUAGUGGCCCUGGUCAAGCUUUGACUUGUGUGCACGUCUUCCCUAUCCCUACUCUACACUACCCUACCCCUAACCCAUAAACCUAACACAUAAACGUUUGUAUGGACUCGUAACUCCUGUAUGUGGACUCGUCUACACUUUGAUGUGAAGGGCAAGGUAUCCCGAGCACCCUGUAUUUAAAAGAAGAAGAUUAUUAUAGGCUUAUAAAUGAAUUAUGUAUUUGCAUUUGUUUGUGUUUUUAAUUUCUUGGUCUAUAGGGAGUCUCUUAAUUUUAUUAUUGUUAAAUAACAAUUCUUCUUGGAUAUUUCUACCUGCCUUUUCUGAUAAAUAAUUUAAUUCUAUAAUUUUUUAAAACUGAUCGUGUUAAAUAGGCUAGUUGACACUCUUUUUAAAGGGUCUUAAAUUGUUCAUUAGCUUUCUGCUAGUAUGAAAAAAAAAUAUUAAAUUUUUUUGAGAAGUGAAUGCAUUGAAUAUUAAUUUUUAAAUAUUAUUUUUUCGACAUGAAUACAUAGAAUAUAUGUAAUUUUGAAAUAUUUUUUUGACAAUACGAGCCAAAACGCUGUUAGCUAUUUUGGACUAUAUUUUAACUUUCAUGACGUCUUGUUCAUGCUACCUUACCAAACGGAGUGUUUGAGAAAAUUAUUUGUUAUUAAUUAGUUGACAUUUAUUCCUUUAAUUAACAUUGUGACGUCAUAAAAUAGAGGACAGCGUUUUCGACGUUCGGAAAAAUUGAUUAUGUACAUAAUAUCUAAAUAAAGUUUUUUUAAUAAC
Bicyclus anynana (squinting bush brown) is the source of this 1847-nucleotide messenger RNA. RefSeq lists its product as uncharacterized. NCBI's taxonomy places the organism in Eukaryota, Metazoa, Arthropoda, Insecta, Lepidoptera, Nymphalidae. The record is from RefSeq and is a predicted model, not a curated record. The transcript is spliced from 2 exons. Bases 89 to 400 code for a protein of 103 amino acids.